CCUACCCCCAACUCAAAGCGGAAACAAACCCAUAUAAAAAGCCCCCUUAUUGGAAAGUACCUCAAGAAACCCUAAUUUCCCAAAGUCUCCCAUUGAAGAAAAAAUCUCUCUCUACCUAUACAAUCUAAGAUCAUAGUAGAUUUAGAAGAAGAAGAAAGAAGAAGAAGAACCGAUUGUUGUUGGAUUUGAAGAAGAAUAACCGAUUGUUGAAUUUGUUGCUCGUUUGUUGUUGUGAUGUUAGUUGGUCCGAAGAUGGUAGCCGAAGCAGAGAUCAUCUGUCAACAGAACAUCUCUGUUCUCGAUGUUCAGUACCUUUGCUCUCCAAAAGCGUCGAUCGAAAAGGACUUGUUCGAUUUCUCUACGCCGUCGUCGUCUCCGGUCUUCUGCGAGGUUCGCGACUCGAUCUCUAUCGAUAUGUCUCGCACCGAAUCGGUUGUGAGCUGCUCAAGUAGCAUUCAGACUACUACUAUUGUUGAGUCUUCCGCCAGAAAGUUUGUUCCAAGCAUUCGAUCAGGCAGCCAUGUGGACAUUGGAUCCCGGGAACUAAUGGAAGAUGAACACAUUCGGAUUGAUGAUUUAUGUGCCCACUUGGGCUCUCCCUUCCGGUGCAAUAUGCCAAGUGCUUUUUAUGCUGUUUUUGAUGGACAUGGAGGACCCGAGGCUGCAGCUUAUGUCAAGAAUAAUGCUAUGAGAUUAUUUUUUGAAGAUGCCAGUUUGCCGCAAACAUCUGAUAUUAAUGAUGCUUUCCUGGAGGAGUUGGAGGAUUCUCAUCGCAGAGCAUUUCUGCUGGCUGACCAAGCCUUGGCUGAUGAAUUUAGUGUUAGCGACUCUUGUGGAACAACAGCAUUGACUGCUCUAGUACUUGGCAGCCACUUAUUGAUAGCUAAUGCCGGUGACUGUCGUGCGGUUCUAUGCAGGAAAGGAGUGGCAGUUUCGAUGUCUCAAGAUCACAUCCCUUCUUAUCUACCAGAACGCAAGAGGGUCGAGGAGCUAGGUGGUUUCAUAGAGUGUGGUUACCUUAACGGUGAACUUGCAGUCACUCGAGCCCUUGGAGAUUGGCACAUGAAAUCCCUCCAUGGGUCUUUAUCGCCUCUCACUGCAGAGCCGGAUAUUCAACAGUUCAUGUUAACAGAGGAAGAUGAGUUCUUGAUCAUUGGUUGUGAUGGGAUCUGGGAUGUGAUGUCAAACCAGGAUGCAGUUAGUCUUGUUCGCCGUGAGCUGAGGCGGCACGAUGACCCCCAGCAAUGUGCCAGGGAACUCGUGAAUCAAGCAUUACGCCUACAUACAACUGACAAUCUCACAGCCAUCGUUGUGUGCUUUACUUCCCCGGAUUGUCGAGAAUCGGCUGCUCCUCAGCGACCAAGGUUUAGGUGCUGCAGCUUGUCUGAGGAGGCCCGGAACAAAUUGAGGAGCUUGCUAGAAGGCAACUGACUGUAAAUCCAGAUUAUUUUAUUGCUGAUUAGAUUAAUUAAUCUGAUGUUUUGAAAAAGCUGCAAAUAGUUUUGUAGGAGUAGAGGAGGUAGAGCUUUUGAUGUCUAAUCUCUUUCUAUGUAACAUUGUUAUAUUUUUUGUUUAACCUCAAUAACAGUUGAGGAUUUAACCACCAAAUUGAAUUUGUAACUCUUUAAUAUUUAUAA
Molecule: messenger RNA, 1637 nt
Organism: Cornus florida
Lineage: Eukaryota; Viridiplantae; Streptophyta; Magnoliopsida; Cornales; Cornaceae
Product: probable protein phosphatase 2C 49
Exons: 2
Coding region: 235-1431 (398 amino acids)
Biological process (GO): protein dephosphorylation
Molecular function (GO): protein serine/threonine phosphatase activity; cation binding
Source: RefSeq, a predicted model, not a curated record